Molecule: messenger RNA, 3109 nt
Organism: Ictalurus punctatus (channel catfish)
Lineage: Eukaryota; Metazoa; Chordata; Actinopteri; Siluriformes; Ictaluridae
Exons: 6
Coding region: 384-2372 (662 amino acids)
Molecular function (GO): calcium-dependent protein binding
Source: RefSeq, a predicted model, not a curated record
UGUGUGUCUGGGUGUGUGCAUGCAUGGUGAUCGGUGUACCAUCCAUGGUGUGUUCUCAUUUUGUGCCCCUUGUGCCUGGGAUAGGCUCCUGAGCUACUGCGACCCUGACCAGUAUAAAGUGCUUAAGAUGAAGGAAUGAAUGCCAAACUGUUCAAACAAAUUAUUGCACGCAAUGGCCAUUUCAUAAGUAACCUCAAUCGAAUAGGUGCAUUAGAGCCAUUAAGACCCACUGUGGCUCAUCUGUGAUAUCAGGACUAAUGGAUGUAGGUACAAACUGUACCUAAGAAAGUGGCCACUGAGCGUAUGUCCUUAUAUCUUAAACUAAACUGUACCCCACUACAUUUCUGACCUCGAGUCGCAAUAAAACCUCAGAAUAACCUGAAAUGGUAUUAUCAGUGCAUGUGGACGGAAAGCACGUGCUACACAAAUCAGCCAAUCACAGUCCACGUGCGCCAGAAGCUAUAAAUAGGAGUGCACCACAGGGCGCGCGCGGCAGAUUUUCCAAUAGGUUUCUAGUAAUCUCUGUGGCAACGGAAGAAAAUGCGCUUAGCUGCAUAGUGACUGUUUUUUUAUUCGAGGUAGGUCUUGAGGUGCCACCACACCCGUGUAAAAUUAUCGUGAUGGCAGACAGAAGGAAACCCAUCGAGACUGCUUCCCGUAAACGUGGCUCGGAUGAGAAUAAGAUGAGACAUUUUCCGUACUUGAAGCCCCUGUCUGUUUAUUCUCGCAUGGUCUUUUCCGAAGCCACCGAUUCCUGUUCGGUCAGUCCGUCCGGGAGUCCUGACGGUCCUUCCUGGAACUUGAAAGUUGAGUUAAGUAACGGCAGGGCGUCCGUUGGACGUAAGAGGCGAUUGGAUGAUUCGUGUCUUGAUGAGACGUGCGAUACCCCGCCAAAAAAACCCUGUCUUGCCAAACGCUCUUCUCCAGAUUCAGCCUGUGAUUUAGGUUCCUUCGGUACUUUCCGACAAGUGACGCUUGUCUCUGCGAAGUCCUCCUCCGUAGUACUCGAAGAGAUUAAAAGGGUAGAAAAAACUCUGUCUGAUCAGACAUCGUUAGGCUGGAUUGAUGGUACUGACAAGAGUGACGGUUAUAGCAGCGCGUCACUUACUGACGUUCACUCAAGCAGCCCGGUGAUUGUAUGCAAUCAAGACAGUACGAAUGUUAUUGCAUUCGAUUAUGAUGUGGAUCAGAUCAUGUGUCUGAGUCCAAUCGAUAGUGCUGAUGGUCUGGAGGGUUUCAUUCAUAGUUGUCGGACUUAUUACGAGGAGCACUUUUCGGCCGAGGAGGGCCACAGCUCGUGGGGUAAAUCGAGACGUAAACGAAGGACUUCAGAGUGUUCGCUUGGCAAAGACGCAACUGGAAGCGACGAGGGUUAUGUCACUAAAUCUUAUUACACAGCUGACCCAGGGGAGUCAAAGGUCACAACGGAAAACGAGAUCACCAAACGCGAUGAGGCGUGUUUUAUAAAAUCGUCUAAAAUUACUGUCCCGAAUUUGUCAAAUGAAAAAACACCACCUGUAUCCAAUCCAAUCAUGUCCACCCCAUUGGACAAAUUUAGGGCGCUUGCUAAGCCAUCUCCAAUAUUAAGUCCUAAACUAGACUUGUACAAAGAGAGCUGGUCCUCACCUUCAUUAAUUAGCAAGCCUGUAAAAACUCCCACCGCAUUUUCCCCGAGCACAUGUGUGAAUUUGGACGCUGGUAAUACAGAAGCACUAACCACAAUCCCCUUCCUGAAUGUUAAUAAGAGUAAAAAGGGUAACACGGUGCGUGAAGGCAUGCCGAUCCACAAGUCAGUAGUGUGCCAUAAUAAGGAGAAGAAGAAUGCUAAGCAGGUGAAGGAGGAUGUGGUGUCGGUCAGUCAGCGGCAGUUCAGGGAGGAAACGGAUGCCUCGGACAGCUUCAAGAACACGCUGCCUCUUCAGGUCCAGGGGAAGUCGGAGGCUGUUUCUCCCAACACACAGCAACCGGAAGCAGUCAAAGCAACAGCACAUCGACAGCCAGAGAAGAAAACGGCAUCUAAGGGCCGAAGAAAUGCCUUCAUAGACAUCCCAAGACCAGUGGUAUUGUACAGAGAGGAGGGCUGGGAGAAAGACAAGAAGGCGUAUGUGGACUCGGUGAGGAGACACAUGACGGAUAACGUUGAAGACGGUGUAAUGACUGAGCUUUUGCAACUCAUGAAGACCGUAGCCAAUCAGGGGAGAGGAAGCGAUGGGAGAAAGUGGCAGCACCCGUCCGACCUCACCCGCAGAAACUACCGGUUGAAUAACAGCAACCGUUUACUCUCACUGGAUGAAUGGCAGAACCUGAACUAUAGUAACCAUCGCCGCUUUGCUAAAGUGCCCGAGAUGUUCAAGAGAAGCCAAGUGCUUUAAUACUUUUCAUCAAAGCAAACGUCGCACACUCACCACCCCAAAAUCUCUGUUUUUCCCUUUCUGUAUUAUUAAUGAUGCUGAACUCAAGCCUCUUUUCAUAUUCAACGUCUCAGCUGGACCCAUGGGGUACGUGGUGUGCUGUCUCGCACUUUUCUUUGCCACUACUUUUCUUUGUGUGUUUGAAAAGUACGUUGCUGUGGAUGUUUUUUUUUAAUGGUGUGUAUCUGUUAGAUUUUAGACGUUUGUGGUUUGACACUGGUGUGACAAAGGUGGACACGUUUCAAACCCGCAGCAUUUUCAUAAGAAAUGAUUGAUGAGUGGUUUCAGAAUCAUUGAUUUCUCUGCCUUGCUGCAAGCAUUUGGGUUGUAAAUUCCUUUUAACUAUGUACAAAAAUGGUGAAUUUUAUCUGAGGUGAUUAUUUAUCCCUCUCGUCUAAAUUAAGUCCAUCUAACACAGUCACUUUAUUCCCAAACGGACACACACUGUCCAGAGCCUGCACUCUUGUACUUGUGUGUGCCUUUGGACUUGUUGGAUUUGUCCCCUGUUUUAUUUUUCCGGAUGUUCCUAAAUACUUGUGUGUUCAGUUUGCAGGUUUGUUGCUGUGUAGUGUCACUGUUUUAGGCACUUUUUGUACCAUUUGUUUAUUUCCAAAGAAAAUUAAAUUAUAGCUUUAAAUAUGUGUGAGAGUGUCUUGUUAUCAUCUCACAGUGACAUGUACUUAGCUAAAUUAUAACGA